AUGAAUUUAACAUUACUAACUGCAAAACAUCUACUUAUUCUCUGUUGCAAUGGUGGUGUACCAUUCAUCGAUUUUCAUACUCAAUCAAAUCUUAGAGGAAAGCAUAAAUUAACACAAAUUAUUGAUCCAACUGAUUGGAUUGCUGUGGAUACAUCCGGUUCUGAGAUUAAUUUAUCAAUGAUUAACUCAUUAACAACACUACGCACACCAUCAAAUGUUAAAUUAACCGCUUGUGAUUUAUUCAAUUUAACAUUUUUGGACAUUCAAGAUGAGGAAUUAUUUGAGAGCCGUAAAGGUGAAGUGAAAUGCAGGUAUGAUAAUUUGGCGCAAUUUGUCUUCUAG
This is a messenger RNA of Loa loa (African eye worm), 342 nucleotides long. RefSeq lists its product as hypothetical. NCBI's taxonomy places the organism in Eukaryota, Metazoa, Nematoda, Chromadorea, Rhabditida, Onchocercidae. The record is from RefSeq and is a predicted model, not a curated record. The coding region runs from base 1 to 342 and encodes 113 amino acids. The transcript is spliced from 2 exons.